AUGUCUAUUUUCAAAGAGGCCAAAGGCCGAACGCUAUACCGCAUGAUGAGUAUAUCCUCUUCUCUUGCGUUCUGUAUGUAUGGAUUCGACUCCGGCGUUCUCGGUGGACUCCAAGAGACGGAUGCAUACUUGAAAGCACUACAGUACCCCAAGGGGUCGUAUAUCAUACCUAUGAUUGCUUCCUCCUACACCCUGGCAGCAGCGGUGGGCUCACUGACUGUGAUGAUGUUUGGAAUGGUGCUUGGACGCCGAUAUUGCAUUGUCAUUGGUAACUUUUGUGCCAUUAUCGGUGCAGUUCUCCAAGCAUCUUCUUGGUCUGUACCUCAGAUGAUUGUAGGGCGUGUGGGAUUCGGUCUGGGGGUACGUUUCAGUCUCAUCUUUCGCAUGACGCUAGGAGAAUCUGACCCGAGCUUCAAAGCCUUGGCCUGUACUGAUAUCUUUGGCUUGCGGGUCGAGAUGAGUAUAGAUUCAAAAGCGCGUGGACCAGAAGUCGCCAUUCAAUGCGCCGUCCUUAUCUCAGGCAUUGCGCUCGCGUAUUGGGUUGACUUUGGCUUCACCCGCAUGGACAAUCAAAUUUCCUGGAGAAUUCCUAUUGGUCUCCAGGCAGUUUUCGCUAUAAUAUCGGUCUAUGGAAUGCUCCUGCUCCCAGAUACACCCCGAUGGUAUUACGCGACAAACCGAAUAGAAGAGGGCGAUAAUGUUCUUGCCCGUCUACAUGGGCUACCGCUGGAUAACGAUCGAGUACAGGCGCAGAAAGAAGAAAUCCAAGCAUCGAUCAGACUUGAAGAAAGUGAAAAGUCCAAGUUCAACAUGAGUCUACUCCUGUGGGACACAACCGAUCUUCGAAUUGGGCGACGUAUUCGUAUCGCGUUUCUGAUAUUAUCAAUCAAGCAGAUGAUGGGAAUCAACAUGAUGGUCUACUACAGUCCUACAAUAUUUGCCCAAGUUGGCUUAUCGCCCUUCCUCUCGCAACUGCUCGCUGCAGUUAUGAUGACUAUCUACGCCUGUGGAACAUAUCUCCUGCCAAGCACUAUCGAGCGGUUGGGGCGCAGAUCUAUUCUCUUAUGGUCGGCGAUAGCUUGUACCAUCUUGAUGCUCAUAUUUGUCGUCAUGAUUGGAUUGGAGAAUCGCACCCUCGCCACCCAGUGGACAGCAGUCGCAGCUGUGAUCUCGUUCAUGUUUGUGUUUGGAUAUAGUUGGAUUGGCAUCACGUGGCUUUACACUGCUGAGAUCGCUCCUUUGAAGUACAGACAUGUUGGCGCCGCUGCCGGCGCAUUUGGAGAAUGGACUUUCUCCUUCAUCACCGUAUUCGGAGGUGGAACUGCAAUCACGAACGUUGGCUGGAAAAUCUAUAUCUGGCAGCUUCUGUCCUGCGCAACGGCUGUAGUCUUUAUAUACUUUAUGUGCCCUGAGACAAAUGGUAAGACGCUCGAGGAGAUUGAUCUCUUGUUCGCCGUUGAUUCUGUUCGGGACACCAUCCUUGCUGGUCAGAUUAUACACAAUCACAAGGGGGAAGCCACUAGUGAAAGGAUAGAGUGGGUGGCCUAG
Messenger RNA from Penicillium crustosum, 1548 nucleotides. RefSeq lists its product as uncharacterized. The record is from RefSeq and is a predicted model, not a curated record. Lineage: Eukaryota; Fungi; Ascomycota; Eurotiomycetes; Eurotiales; Aspergillaceae. The coding region runs from base 1 to 1548 and encodes 515 amino acids. Gene Ontology annotation, cellular component: membrane. Gene Ontology annotation, biological process: transmembrane transport; carbohydrate transport. The transcript has 9 exons. Gene Ontology annotation, molecular function: carbohydrate:proton symporter activity.